AGACAGAGAGAGAGAGAGUGAAUGGGAAAGAGAGAUUAUGAGGCAAAAAAGGAGUGCUGUGGAUAAACAUUCAGAUGUUAUUUCGAACAAGGACGCGUUUCAUUGAGCUUGCUGCUCCAAAACUGUUUUCUUACCAUACACACGCGCACACACACACACACACACACACACACACACACACACACACACAAAGAUCAGAGAACGAACGCCGCAGGUUAAGAAUAUAUAUGUAAGUAGAGAAUGAUUGCCACGAUUUGCACUGAAGAAUGUGGACAGAAGAUUGUUUUUAUUUUAUUUUAUUUUUUAUUGCUAUCUAACUAAGUAUUCCUGUGCACUGAAGGGGAAGUUUACUGCAGUUUAUGCCGUAUAAAAAAUAAGUGUAGGGCGGAAUCCAGUUGGUUUCCGGAGCUGGUGACGAAUUUAUUCAUGUUGAAUAAUUUAGAUUAUUUUAAAAGCCAAAUAAAAAAUAAUAAUAAUAAUAAUAAUGAAAACGACUGUCAGCUGUAACUACUGAAAUGUGUAUUUUACUGCGAUGUGAUGCUGCCUUUGGAAAGACAUCUUGUGGAAGAAGCAAAUAAGCCGGCGUUCUUUAUUUCUUUUGAUGAGUACAGAAUAACGCAUUAUUGGGUAUGCCGUGGUAGAGGGAAGCGGUAUAUGAGCAUUCACUUGCCUCACUAGACAGUACACACGUACUACUUUGAUGGUAUACUUUCAAUCUGAAAUCGUAAAAGGUACUGUACUGGGAAACUGGUUCAAGCACUGGACCUCGCCUCGGUUGCUUGGGAUAAUUCUGCUGUUAUUUUAAAGAUUAACUAAAUAAACACAAACCAGGGACAAUGUAAAUGCUGGACCCUUUGGGACGUUUUGAUUGAAAGCAACAGCUUGCACUUGCUGCUCAUGUGCUCAGAUCAGUUUGGAAAUACAUGUGUAUACCGGUAAAUUACCUUCUAACAUUUAGAAGCUACUAAAGAUAUAUAUAUUUUUAUGAACAAUAAACUUGAAGUGACAAAUAUUUUGUUUUGUCCAUGGUUUUUCAGACUCAACACUUCAGCGUGCUUCAUGAUUUUUUUUUUGUUUUUCUGAAUAUGAAAAACGAGCUUUAAAAAAAAAUGAAUUGGACAACAUUUUUUUUUUUUUUUUAAUGACACGGAUUAACAUGAAAUGCUGAACAAUGUGGAUUAUCGGCGACUUUGCCGGAACUUGGAAUACUAAAACAGGCUAACGUCUGUAAACUAAACUGUGUUAGUAAACAUUGUUUCCAGUGAUUUGUUUUUAAUAAAAUCGAAAGUUAAAUCUUCAUAAUUUGAUUGUGGUGAGGCGGUUUAUUUGCAUCCUCUCAAAGCACAAAGCGCCACCCAGCCCCAGCCGGUGAUGUGAUGCCCCGCAGCCACAGCGGAGAUGAGGGCAGCUCUGGGCUCUGGAUGAAAAGCUCACCUGGGCACCGCGCUGAAGUGUACUGCAUGAAGGAUGUGGAGUCCGGCAGAAGGAUGAAGAACUCGACGCAAGCGGGAGACGGCUUGCUACAGGCGGGGACCAUCUUGUCGCAAUCGACUACAGGUGUUGUAGUUCCAGAAAGCCAGAGAGGGAAGCAAGGAGCCCGCUUGAGCCUGCUCGGAAAGCCGAUCUCGUACAGCAGUAGCCAGAGCGGAAGGAGGAACGUCCGCUACCGGAGACUCCAAAACUGCUUGUAUAACGUACUGGAGAGACCCCGAGGAUGGGCUUUCAUCUAUCACGUUUUUGUUUUUAUUCUGGUCUUUGGCUGCUUGGUUCUGUCAGUCUUUUCCACCAUCCCAGAACACACAGAGUUUGCCUCCCAUUGUCUUCUCAUCCUGGAAUUCGUCAUGAUUGUGGUGUUUGGCUUGGAGUAUAUCAUCAGGAUCUGGUCCGCGGGCUGCUGUUGCCGGUACAGGGGGUGGCAGGGCCGGCUUCGCUUUGCAAGAAAACCAUUUUGUGUCAUAGAUAUCAUUGUUCUCAUCGCCUCUGUGGCUGUGGUCUCUGCUGGGAGUCAGGGCAACAUUUUCGCGACAUCAGCACUGAGGAGCCUUCGCUUCCUACAGAUCCUCCGCAUGGUGCGCAUGGACAGGAGAGGGGGGACCUGGAAACUCCUGGGCUCUGUUGUUUACGCACACAGCAAGGAGCUGGUCACAGCUUGGUAUAUUGGAUUUCUAGUUCUCAUAUUUUCAUCAUUUCUCGUCUACCUUGUGGAAAAAGAUGCCAACUCCCAGUUUUCUACCUACGCAGACGCUCUGUGGUGGGGCACAAUUACACUGACCACGAUAGGCUACGGUGACAAGACUCCCCACACGUGGAUGGGAAGACUGCUGUCUGCAGGGUUUGCUCUCCUUGGGAUCUCCUUCUUUGCACUGCCUGCUGGUAUUCUGGGCUCAGGGUUUGCUUUAAAGGUUCAGGAGCAGCAUCGACAGAAACAUUUCGAAAAAAGACGAAACCCGGCAGCCAGCUUAAUUCAGUGUGUAUGGCGUAGUUAUGCGGCUGAUGAGAACUCGGUUUCCAUUGCUACCUGGAAGCCUCAUUUGAAGGCCUUGCAUAUCUGCAGCCCUACAAAGAAAGACCAAGGGGAGACUUCUAGCAGUAAGCUUCUUUGUAAUAAACAGAAGCUCUUCAGGAUGUACACAUCACGGAGACAUAGCCAGAAGUUAAGCUUUAAGGAGCGGGUGCGAAUGGCCAGUCCAAGAGGCCAGAGUAUUAAGAACAGGCAGACGUCAGUAGGGGAUCGCCGGUCGCCCAGCGCUGACAUCACAGUGGAAGGCAGCCCAGCCAAGGUGCAGAAGAGCUGGAGUUUUAAUGACAGAACCCGGUUCAGGCCCUCCUUGAGGCUCAAGAGCCAGUCCAGAACCACACCAGAUGCCGACACCAAUCUGGGGACGGAUGAUGGAUUUGAUGAGAAAGGGUGUCACUGUGACGUAUCAGUGGAGGAUCUCACCCCAGCGCUUAAAGCUGUCAUUAGAGCUGUCAGAAUAAUGAAAUUUCAUGUUGCAAAGAGAAAAUUUAAAGAAACGCUGCGUCCUUACGACGUGAAGGACGUGAUUGAGCAGUAUUCAGCCGGGCACCUGGACAUGCUCUGCAGAAUCAAGAAUCUUCAAACGCGGGUCGACCAAAUUCUUGGCAAAGGACAAAUACCAGGAGAUAAGAAAUCCAGAGAAAAGAUUCUGCCAGAGAGUGAGGCGAUUGAAGACCUAAGCAUGCUAGGACGAGUGUGUAAAGUGGAAAAACAGGUACAGUCCAUAGAAUCCAAGCUGGACUCCCUCUUGGAAAUCUACAGACAGGCUUUACGAAAAGGCUCGGCCUCAGCGCUGACCCUCGCCUCGCUGCAGAUGCCCCUGUUCGAGUUUGAGCCCACCUCUGACUACCAGAGCCCCUUGGACAGCAAAGAUGUCUCCAGCUCAGCGCAGUACAGCAGCGGCGUGUCCAGAUCUGCCAGUGCCAACAUUCCCCGGGGAUUGCAAAUGAUAUUGACGCCAAACGAGCUCAACAAUUCAGCCUACUAUUCUUACUCGCCAACUGUGCAUGGCUUAGCCACGCAGGUGCCAAUGAGCCAGAGUGAGGGGACUAUACCUGUCGUGACACCCAAUAACUUGUCAAGCCAAAUGACUCAACCAUCCAAGCCAGCAGCCCCAACAACCUUGCAGAUCCCCUCUCUGCCAUCCCUUAAGCAUAUCAACAGGCCCAUAAACAUUAUUCCAGUCACCACACAGGAGGGUGCCUCUGACGUCACCGCCUGCCUGGUUGCUUCAACGGGUAAUGGACAGACUGCACAGCCCAAUGCAAAAGAGAAGGGCUCGUGGAGAAGGCACGUGGGCCUGGAGGGGGAAGCCUCGGUUUCAGGGCCCUCGGCGACAGACAGAGUCUUGGAGAAGUCGCUUUCUGUUCAAGACCUGAUGCAGUCCACGGAGGAGCUCCACACAAACCACUCGAGCAGUGACUCAAGCGGCUCAGGAGGAAGCCAGGAGAUCUAUCCUGAUUGGAAGAACGCAAAGCUGUUCAUAACAGACAAGGAGUUGGACUCAGGAACCACGACAGAGGGCUUUGAUUUCCUCACACAAUCCACAGUGGACACAACACCCCACUGACUUUCAGAGGCCUGGAAUAGGAAGAUCAUCUCAAAGUAUUGGCGAAACUGGGGACGACUCCCUCAGCCUGCCUCAUGUCCGACUAAAAUAGCACCACACAGGAGAGUUUUGUUUGUAAACCAAGUACUUCCUUUAAUCAUACAUAUCAUUGCAUGGACGAUUCUAAAAAAAAAUCUGAAGAAACUUGCAAGAAUCUGAAAGAAUCCAAAAGGCAGUUGUAUGAGCCCAUAAUCUCCUAGCUGCAUGACAUGUGCAUGUUUAAAUUAACAGUGCAUUUAAUUAAUACAUCAAGCCCUUCCAUUUAGCAAGAGUACAAAGAGAUUUAGCUGUAAUCUUUCGAGCUAAUGCAACAGGGAUCAGCCAAAUCCUAAUGAUUGGACUUACUAAAAUUACUGCUGCUUCUCAGCUGCAGCAGUCAUGAAAAAAGGAGAUAUCUUAGCGUUUUACAUUCUGGUGGGAAAAACUAAAAAUAAAAUCCUACUGUUAGUGAGUAAUACAGUAUUUUAUGUUUACAAUGAAAUAUCUUAAGUACAGCUGCUAGCAAAGGUACUGAGAAAAACAGAAUGGUAUGGCUGCUACUUACAAAACACACAUUAGGUCAUUACUCUUUGGUUGAAUGCUCAUUUCUGUAUAUUUUUGGUUAAUCAGUGAGUGGUGUGCACAGCGACACUAUCAGGGUGUUCUCAAGAACAUACUUUUCAUACAAAAUGUACAUUUUUUCGAGGAUUUAUUAUUAUACUGCAGUGGAAAGGAAGUCACUUCAAUCUUAACUGAGGCUUUAAAUGCCUGGCAAACUCUGGCAAACAGUUGUAAGUUUCCCUCAUUUUUUUUUUUUUUUAAACGUAUUCUUGGAUGUUACUCAACAGCUUUGCAACAUGAAAGUUAAUGACAUACUGUCGAAUGUAUAUAUCAUUAUGUUAAUAUGUGUAUGAGAUGUCUGAUGGGUAGCAGUGUACUACAGUGUAUGCUUAAACAAAUGCCAACAGGUAGGUCCAGCAGGCUGCCUUGAAGCACAAUUUGCUCUGAAGUGAUCUGCUAAGUAAUGCAAAGUGCAUACCGAUUUUGUAAUGUUCUGCUACAAGCUAUGUAUGAAAACCAUGAUAACCCUGAAUAAACAGACACACAAUUUAAGACUGCUUAAAGCAGGACGGCAAAGAACAUUUUUCAGCAGCUCAGUAACAUUAACUUAUUUGGCAUAUGUUGUACAUUGUAAAUGAUAAAGGAUUAUGAUUUUUAAUGAAUGUCCACAUUUAGCCAAGCUCAGUCUCUAAAACUGUUGUAUAUCAUACACACUAUACCGAUUUAAUGGUUUAUUUCCCUUCUUUGAUCAAAUAUGCUUUAACGGUGCCUUUCUUGCAUACUGUUUUAAUUUUUUAUUCAAACUGUUACAGGUCUCCAGUGAUAGGGACUUCUAUGAUAUCACACAAACUGUUAUGUGUUAGAAAAUUCUGAUUCCUGCUGCGCACCUGAAACAUCACGGCAGUUAAUUAUACGAGAAUAUCUUUUGUUUUUUUAAGAAAACUAAUUAUUUCACUGGUAAUUUAUUACACAGAACUGGCCUUAACUUACGUGCUUGAAAAUUUUAAGGUUUUGUUUUUAUCUAAUUUAUUUCAAGAAAAUAUGUGCACAUAACAGAGAUAUUCCAUAAACUCUGUAAGAAAAACAAAUGCAAAAUGACCUUUUGUCUCAUACUUCAAUAAACCAGGACAAUUUAAAGUUAUACUUUUUGUGUUAUUUCAA
Acipenser ruthenus (sterlet) is the source of this 5828-nucleotide messenger RNA. Its product is annotated as potassium voltage-gated channel subfamily KQT member 5. The record is from RefSeq and is a predicted model, not a curated record. Gene Ontology annotation, molecular function: voltage-gated potassium channel activity. The coding region runs from base 1377 to 4088 and encodes 903 amino acids. NCBI's taxonomy places the organism in Eukaryota, Metazoa, Chordata, Actinopteri, Acipenseriformes, Acipenseridae. Gene Ontology annotation, cellular component: membrane. Gene Ontology annotation, biological process: transmembrane transport; potassium ion transport. The transcript is spliced from 15 exons.